AUGGAGUAUGAACUCCCUCAAACAGCGACGGCGCUCUGGACCAUCGAUUUUCGCACCGGUACUUAUCGAUCUCAAUUCCCAACCCCGACGGGCAACCCGGCAGAUCCAGCGUUAACGUCGCAUGGAGUGCGUCAAUCGCAUGAGCUGGCAGUCCACAUCGCGAGCCCCGAGUUUCACCCCAAACCCUUCCGUGUUUAUUCGAGUCCCUUCUACCGAUGUCUUCAAACCAUUCAGCCCUCGGUUGAAGCCCUCAAGAAGAAGCAGCAGCAGCAGCAGCAAGAGUCCGAUGGUGAAGAUAAGCCUCUUGGGGGUCAUGGACAGCUCGACCCGGCGGCUGACUUGGACGUGAGGAUCGAGAGUGGUCUGGGCGAAUGGUUCGGGCCCACGACCUUCUUCGACCAUCCCUCACAUCCCACUCCAAGUACUAUGCAGAAGCUCUUCCCAACCAUUGUCCCUCCUUCACCUGAGACCAAAUACACCUCUCUCCUACACCCAUCCACGCGCGGCGAAACCAUCGCCCAACUUCAUGACCGCGUGGCUGCGGCUCUUGAAGGAAUCAUUGCCGAAGUGGAUGCGGAGAUCACCACUCUCGAAUCUACUCUUCCCCGGGAUCAGCGGACUAGCAAAUCGAUUCUGAUCUGCGCCCACGCCGCUCCUCUCAUUGCCAUGGGCCGCGUGCUCACUGGACGAAUGCCUGAAGAUUCGUCGGAGGAAGACUUCCAUGUGUUUACCGCUGGAAUGAGCACCUUCAAAAGGCAGCAGAUUCGAGAGAAAGACGAGAGUUACCCUCGAUCUCUUCUCGCCGACGGAACCAAGUUUGUUCGCUGCAAAGGAGUCCCUGCGUGGAAGGAUGGUCGUGGAGUUGGAGGUGGUUGGUCCUGUGUGAAGAAUGGGGACUGCACCUUCUUAAGUGAUGGCGCUGAGCGUGGAUGGCAUUUCAACGGCGAUGAAUCUUUCGACACUGGUCCAAUGGCACCACCUUCUGAGCCUCCUGCUCUGGCGUCGUCGUCUGUGACUUCAGGACAGGGGAGGGCUAAGCUCUAG
Penicillium oxalicum is the source of this 1044-nucleotide messenger RNA. RefSeq lists its product as uncharacterized. The transcript is spliced from 4 exons. Bases 1 to 1044 code for a protein of 347 amino acids. Lineage: Eukaryota; Fungi; Ascomycota; Eurotiomycetes; Eurotiales; Aspergillaceae. The record is from RefSeq and is a predicted model, not a curated record.